Molecule: messenger RNA, 13617 nt
Organism: Chelmon rostratus (copperband butterflyfish)
Lineage: Eukaryota; Metazoa; Chordata; Actinopteri; Chaetodontiformes; Chaetodontidae
Gene: lrp2b
Product: low density lipoprotein receptor-related protein 2b
Exons: 77
Coding region: 1-13617 (4538 amino acids)
Molecular function (GO): protein binding; calcium ion binding
Source: RefSeq, a predicted model, not a curated record
AUGGGCCUUAACGGUCUGCAUCUUCUGUCUCUUCUGCUGCUGACCCAAGGAGUUCAACUUGCUCAAGGAGGUUGUAGCAGUGAAGAAUUUCAGUGCGCUAGUGGACAAUGCAUCGACAUCGAUUGGAGGUGCGAUGGGACAAACGACUGCACGGAUGACUCAGAUGAGCUGGAGUGUCCAUCUCCAUCGUGCACCCUGCAGGAAUUUAAAUGUGUAACAAGCGGUCAAUGCAUCCCUUCAGAACUUGUCUGCGAUGGGGAGGAAGACUGCGUCGAUGGCUCAGAUGAACAAAGAGCCUGUGCUGGACAGACCUGCAGCCCAGACCAGUUCACCUGCAAGGAGGGCCAGUGCAUCCCUAGUGAAUACAGAUGUGACCAUGUGAAGGACUGCGUGGACAACUCUGAUGAGAACGACUGCGUCUAUCCACAUUGCACUGAGAAGACGUGCGCGAAUGGGGCCUGUUACAAACAUUCUCAGCACUGCAAUGGGCUAUGGGACUGCAGAGAUGGCUCUGAUGAAUUCAACUGCACAAUACAGCAUUGUUCCCUCCACGAGUACCAGUGUGCAAAUGGCUUCUGUGUUAUACUUUCCGUGGUGUGUGACCACUUGGACGACUGCGGGGACGGCAGUGACGAGCAGGGCUGUGUGUACCAGAGCUGCAGCGGCAAUGAGUUCACAUGCUCCAGUGGCCGUUGUAUUCCUCAGCGCUGGGUGUGCGACCAGUACAACGACUGUGGGGACUACAGUGAUGAGAAAGGAUGUGAUAGUAACUCUCGGGACUGUUACCCUGGUGAGUGGGGAUGCCCUGGCUCCACAUUAUGUAUACCAGUGGACAAAGUGUGUGACGGCAAGCCAGACUGUCCUGGAGGAACAGAUGAGACCAACUCCACAGCGCAGCACACCUGCAGCCUGGUUCGGUGCUCCACAUUAAGCUGCGAGUACCUCUGCCACCAGUCUCCCCAGGGAGGUACUUGCUAUUGCCCUGAUGGUUUUACCGUAGCCAAUGACAGCCGUUCCUGUGUAGACUAUGAUGACUGUCAGAUCUGGGGGAUCUGCGACCAGCUCUGUGAAGAUCGUCCUGGGACACACCACUGUAGCUGUGCUGAUGGAUAUUUCUUGGAGCAGGGUCAUAUCUGCAAAGCCAAUGUGUCAGAUGGACUUCCCCAGCUCAUUUUUACCAACGGGGGUGAUGUGAUGAUGGCUGACAUACACGGGCGCGUUGUCAGAACUCUGGUGCCGUCCCAGGGCAAAGGUUUUGCUGUAGGGGUGGCGAACCACUGGAACAGUGAGACAGUCUUCUGGAGUGAUUCAUAUACCAAAAAGGUAUACUCUCGCAAAUACAAUGGGGGUGACAUUACGGAGGUUCUGACUACUGCAGUCAACGAUGUCCAGAACCUCGCCGUGGACUGGGUCAACGCUAAACUCUAUGUCUUAGAGGCCAUGAUGGAGCGCAUCGACAUGUGUGACUUGAAUGGAGACAAUCGGGUCACACUGGUGGCUGAAAACCUGCAAGCUCCUCAUGGCCUCGCCCUGGACCCUACAGUGGGCUACAUGUUCUUCACAGACAAGGGUUUUCUCAAUGAGCAGAUGAAGCUAGAACGUGCCUUCAUGGAUGGCAGCAAUCGUGUUGAGCUGGUGAAGGACAGACUUGGCAUUCCUACAGGAAUUACCUUAGAUAUUGUCACUCAGAGGGUCUACUGGUCUGACAGCCACUUUGACACGGUGGAGACUGUCACCUACAGUGGUUUGCACAGGAAAUUGGUCCUCUCCGGUGCAACCCAGGCUCCCCAUCCUUUCGGAAUUGCUGUGUUUGAAAACCAUGUAUUCUUCACUGACUGGAGCAAGAUGGGUGUGUUGAGAGCCAACCGCUUCAACGGCAGCGACCCAACACUUCUAUAUCGUGCUGUAAAUCAACCUGGUCAUGUUGUAGUCUCACACCCUGUCUUGCAACCAUUUGUGAUAAGCCCUUGCGGCAGACACAACGGUGGCUGUCAGCACAUUUGUGUGUUGAGUCACCGCACCGACAAUGACGGUCUGGGCUUCCGCUGCAAGUGUCGCCAUGGCUAUGAUCUUCAGCCUGACCGUCGUUCCUGCUUUAAGGUGAAGGACUUCUUGUUGAUGGCCACCUCUCUCGGGGUGAGGGGAAUCCCACUGAACCUGUCCCUGCAGGAGGACGUCACCCUGCCCCUCUCAGGGCUCGGGACGGCUUUCUCUGGCUCUGCUGUGGAGUUUGAUGGCAACGAAGGAGCCAUUUUCUACAACGACAAGUCCAACAGCCUUGUCUAUAAGUCGAACCUCGAUGGCACUGUCCAACAGAUUUUGACAGGCAACAGAGUGGGAAUAAUUGAUGCCAUGGCUUAUGACUGGACCGCCAAAGUCUUGUUUUGGACUUCAAGCUCCUACAAGUCAGUGGUAGCCUUCAGAGUCACAGACAAAUCCAGACGAGACAUUGUAACAGGAGUGAGGAACCUAAAAGGAAUUGCAGUGCAUCCUGGUGCUGGCUUCUUGUUUUGGUCUGACUGGUACCGCCCAGCGGUCAUAAUGAGAGGCUUCUGUGACGGUAGCAAUGCUGUUCCUCUGGUCAACACAACGCUGGGAUGGCCAUACGGACUCGCUGUUGAUUAUGCGAAGGACAGGCUGUACUGGGUGGAUUCCCAGUUGGACCAGAUUGGUCACAUUAGCAUUCACGGAUAUGACAGACAAACGUUUACCAAUAUUGGUCAGCUCACUCAGCCCUUCUCUCUAACAGUUUACACAGACUACCUGUAUGUGUCUGAUACAAGGACCAGAGCAGUAUUCGAGAUGAGGAAGAGGGAUGGAGGUGGGAGCUUUAUGAUCAGACAAGGAGUCACCGGCAUCAUGAAUGUUAAGGCCUACACAGCUGACCUCCACAGCACGAUCACCAGCCAGUGCAAUAAGCUUCCCAAUGGCCACUGCAGCCACUUUUGUUUCCCAACGCCGUCCCUCGGUCGAGUGUGUGGUUGUCCAUACGGCAUGAAACUUCAGGACAAUCAAAUGGACUGCAUCAAGGACGACUCUGUUCCCCCGCCGGAUACCAUCUGUGGUGACUACGCCACUGAGUGUGAUGAAGGACGCUGUACACCCAACACCUACUUCUGCGAUGGAAUCAUCGAUUGUAUAGAUAAGACUGACGAGGCCAACUGCACCAAUGCAGGAGCAACCUGCUCUCCACACGCAUUCACCUGCGAGAACAAGCACUGCAUCAAUCCCAAUUGGCGCUGCGAUGGCAUGGACGACUGUUAUGAUGGUUCUGAUGAAAUAAACUGUCCCACUCAACUCCCUACCACCUGUGCUGCCAGCUCAUUUACCUGUGAUAACAACAAAUGUGUCUCUAAAGAAUUCCUGUGUGAUGGUGUCAAUGACUGUGGUGAUGGCUCUGAUGAACACGACUGCGAUUCAGCCAUUACUACAUGCCCUCCUUCCUUCUUCCUGUGUCCCGACCACCGCUGUCUCCUCGAAACCUAUGUGUGUGAUGGAGACCAGGACUGCCUGGAUGGCUCUGAUGAGAAAGACUGUGAAUUUUCCUGUACCUCCUUUGAGUUUGCCUGUGCCAGUGGAGACCAGUGUGUUUCUUUAAGUUAUCAGUGUGACGGAGUGUUUGACUGCAGGGACCAUUCUGAUGAACGAGGCUGUCCCACUCGAGGUCCAGGCCUAUGCCACAAUGAUGAGUUCCAGUGCCAGAGCGACGCUUUCUGCAUACCAGACAAGUGGGAGUGUGACGGCCAUCCAGACUGUGCGGAUGGAUCCGAUGAACACAACUCCUGUCCGCCUGUCACCUGCACAACCAACAAUUUCCAGUGUGCCAACAAGCUGUGCAUCCCGACAGACUGGUUGUGUGAUGGUAAUAAUGACUGUCUGGACAUGAGUGAUGAACAGAACUGCCCCACCCCUCCAUUUAGCUGUCCCUCCGGCCAGUGGCAUUGCCCCACCAGCCAGCUGUGCAUUGACCUGGACAAGGUGUGCGACGGCCAGACGGACUGCCCCAGUGGAGCAGAUGAGUCACCUCUCUGCAACCAAGAUGACUGUGCACUGAACAACGGGGGCUGCAGUGACAGCUGUGUCCAAGGACCAUUUGGAGCUGAGUGCACCUGUCCAUCAGGAUUUCAGCUCCUCAACGACUCCAAGACCUGUGAGGACAUCGACGAGUGUCUGAUCCCUGGCUUCUGCAGCCAGCAGUGUUACAACGAGAGAGGAGGCUUCCGGUGCCACUGCUCACACGGUUACGUUCUAGAUCCUGAUGGACGCACCUGCAGAGCCGCAGACAAACUGUCAGCUGUACUGCUGGUUGCCAAGCGUAGCGAGGUCAUUGCCCAGCGGAUCAACUGGAGACCACCCCUGAUGCAUCCAGUGGCCCGCGGUUCAAGCAUUGUGACUGUAGACUUUGAUCACGUAACUUCCAGAAUCUACUGGGCUGAUGCCUCGCAGAAGAAGAUAUGGAGCGCCUAUGAGAACGGCACAGACACAAAGGAGGUGUUCUCCUCUGGUCUGAUGGUACCAGAGAGUAUAGCUGUGGACUGGGUGGGUCGGAACCUUUAUUGGACCGAUUCUGUCAUGGAGAACAUUGAGGUCUCCACACUGGAUGGUCGAUUCCGGAAAGUUCUUCUAACCAAGAAUAUUACCAGCCCCCGUGGACUGGUUUUAGACCCCCGUAAUCACACCAACCUCAUGUUCUGGUCAGACUGGGGUCAGAACCCCAGGAUCGAGCGGGCUGCCAUGGAUGGAGAUAUGAGAAGAGUCAUUGUCGACACUAAGCUCUACUGGCCCAACGGCCUGACCGUGGACUACACCACACACAGGGUCUACUUUGCUGACGCCUACCUCAAGUAUAUUGACUACUGUGACUAUGAUGGCAAUAACCGCUAUCAGGUCAUGGCAAGUGCCUUGGUUCUCCAGCACCCGCAUAGUAUGACAAUCUUUGAGGACAACAUCUAUUGGACGGAACGCUACACCAGCAAGGUGAUGACGACGAACAAGUUCCACGGUGGCAACAUCACUAUUCUGAUGAACGAUGUGAUCGAGCCCAUGGGCAUCGUUAUGGACCAUCCCAUCAAGCAGCCCGAAGCCAUAAACCCAUGCAGAGAGCACCUGUGCAGUCAGCUGUGCCUGCUAGCAGCCGUGAGACCCAGGUACUACACCUGCCACUGUCAGUCUGGCUGGAAGCUGGAUACUGACAAACGCACCUGUAUCAAAGAUGAGACUCCCUUCUUGAUGGUGGAAAGAGAUUCAGUGAUUUUUGGCAUUCCUCUGGACCCCACUGAUCCUUCCCUCAAUGCAAUGGCCCCUGUGUCAGGCAUUAGCCAGGGGCGUGACAUUGACUUCGAUGACCAGGAGCAGAUUGUCUUUUGGGUGCAGAGCACUGGUUCCAUAUGGCAAGUGAAAACCAGCGGUACCGACAGGUCUGAGUUUGCUCCAGCUGCAAUCAUGGGCUCACCAUCCGGUCUGGCUUUUGAUUGGCUAGGACGAAUGAUGUAUUACACCAAUCCCACUAGUAAAGCCAUAGAGGUUAUCCGUGUGGAUGGAAACCAGCACUAUAGGAAGACCCUCAUCACCUCCACUGGUAAACCAGAGGCAGUGGGAGAGCCCGUUGGAAUAGCACUGGAUCCAGUCAGAGGGAAAUUGUUCUGGACAGACAAGGGGUCAGACAGUGGAGUUCCUCCAAAGGUUGGCAGUGCUGACAUGGACGGAGGAAACCUCAAGAGCCUCUUCACAGGAAACCUGGCUAACAUAGGGUUCAUCGCUGCUGACCCCUCUACCAGUAAACUGUACUGGGGCGUGGCUGGCUCAGGCUUGGUAUGUACAGUGUACAUGCUCAACAUACUCUCAGUUACUAUACCCCUUUCCCCGUUUGCCCAGAUCGAGAGCGGCACCAUGGACGGAGCAACCCGGGUGACACUGAACCACCUCUACUACUCCGACCUGGACUACGAGGUCAUUGAGAGGGUGGACAAGGACACCGGUUCCAAUAUGGUGGUGAUGAGGAGUGGCAUGUCUGGCCUCCGUGGAAUCAAAGUGUACGCCAGAGACAAGUCGACAGGGACCAGCAACGCCUGCAGCUCCAACAAUGGGGGCUGUCCCCACCUCUGUCUGCCCAAACCAAACAAUCAAAAGAGCUGUGCCUGCACCGCGGGCUUUUUUCCGUCUCAAGAUGGCUCCCAGUGUCAACAGUAUGAGUCUUUCGCAAUUGUCUCCACCCCCAAUUACGUGCGUGGCUUCCACAUAAACAGCUCCGACCACUCUGAGGCUAUGGUGCCUGUCGGUGGACCUUCCUACUCCAUGAAGGGCAGUUUGGACCUCCAUAUCGAGUCUGGCUUUGUAUACUGGACUGACAACAGCACCUCCAUCGCAUACAAGGGUAUCUUCCGAGCCAGAACAGAUGGAGGGAGUUACAGCAGUGUCGUCAACUCAGGCAUUGGAAGAAGAGGCAUUCAGGGCCUCGCUGUAGACUGGAUUGCGGGUAACUUAUACUUCACCAAUGCCUUUGAGGACGAGUCCUUCCUGGAGGUGCAGGCCAUCAACACCACCUACCGAAUGAUUCUCAUCAAGUCCUCCCAGGAUCAGCCCCGUGACGUGGCUGUCAGCCCCAAGCUGCGCUACCUCUUCUGGACUGUUAGUGGUCAAACACCCAAGAUUGAGCGGGCCCUGCUGGAUGGCACCAACCGUACUGUGUUGGCAUCAGAAAGCCUGGGGUCACCUCGCGGCCUUACUGUUGAUUACACCAAUGAUUUCCUCUACUGGACAGAUGAUGUCCUUGAUAUGAUCUCCCGAAUGGCCACAGACGGCACACAGAGGCAGAUUGUCCGGUAUGGGAGCCGGUAUCCGUCUCCAACAGGAAUGGCUAUUUUUGGAAACUACAUGCUGUGGGUGGAUAAAAAGCUUGAGAAGCUCUUCCAGGCCAGUAAGGACCCUGCCAAUUCUGACCAGCCAGAGGUAAUUCGAGACAGUCUUGGUGGGCUGUUGGACGUCACUGUCUUUGACACUCAUGUCCAGCCUACAUCUGCCAACCAGGUGGGCUUUAACCCGUGCCACGAAGAUAACGGACGGUGCCAGCAGCUCUGCUUUGCCAUUCCAGACCAGGAGAAACCAAAAUGUGCUUGUGCACAUGGGUCACUCCUUAGUAAUGGAGUAUCUUGUGGCUACGGACUGGAUGAGUUUCUAGUUUUCACCACAGACUACACGCUGAAUAGCUUGAGGCUAGACCCCACAGAUCACAGCACCCCCUUUCCAACAGUGAAUUUGGGCUACAACUUGAUGGCUUUGGAUUUUGACUUCAAGGAGAAGAGAAUUUUCUUCACCCAGUACAUCAGUAUAGGUCAAAGCAAAAUUGGCUACAUCACCACAUCAUCCACCACCAGCCCACCUGUCAUCAUAGCUACAAAUUUGGAUGACCCAGAAGGAUUGGCGUAUGACUGGGUCAACAAGCGUCUUUACUUCACUGACUACUACAGCCGCAACGUUCAGGCCAUUGGGGUGGACGGGAUGAACCGCUCAGUCAUCGCCCAUGCAGAUCGUCCCAGAGGCAUCAUUGUUGACCCCUGCUAUGGUUACCUGUACUGGACUGACUGGGGCACUCCAGCUAAGAUUGAGAGGGCCACACUGGGUGGAAACUUCCGCACCGCCAUCGUCAACAGCAGCCUGACAACACCCAAUGGCCUGUCUCUGGAUUAUGAUGAAAGGAUGCUCUACUGGGCUGAUGCCACGUUGAAUAAGAUCGAGCGGGCCACUCUGACCGGUGGGAACCGACAAGUGAUCCUGCAGGGGGUCGAACACCCAUUCGCCCUGACUGUCUUCCAACAGGACAUCUUCUGGACCGACUGGACGGAGAGAGCCGUCUUCAGGGCCGGGAAGGAUGAUGGCUCUGGCUUUGCGGUGUUGGCCCAGGACCUGCAGUACCGACCAAACGACAUCCACGUUUAUGCAGCAUCAAAGCAGGAGAGCUGCUCCAGCUCCUGUCAGCAGUUCAACGGAGGCUGCAGUCAUGUCUGUGUCCCAGGUCCAUCGGGUCCAGAGUGCCAGUGUCCUCAUGAGGGUAAUUGGUACCUGGCCAACAACGGCAAAGACUGCAUCCAAGACACAGGCAAACGCUGCCAGCCACAGCAGUUCACCUGUCUCAAUGGUAACUGCAUCUCGGCAAACUUUAAAUGCGACGGCUUCGACGACUGCCGUGACAACUCAGAUGAGCUGGAGAGACUAUGUGCCUUCCACACCUGCUCGCCCAUUUACUUUACCUGUGACAGUGGGCGCUGCGUGCCGCUUCUGUUCACCUGCGACUACAAGGAUGACUGUGGCGACAACAGUGACGAGCAGGGCUGCCUCUUCCCCACAUGUAACCCUGAUACUGACUUCACCUGUUCCAACGGACGCUGCAUCAGUAAAGACUUUCAGUGUAACGGCGCCAAUGACUGCAGAGACAACACCGUCUCGGAUGAAAUCGGCUGCCCUGACAGGACCUGUCCUGAAGGCCAGGUCAAGUGUGAAAACACCAAUAUCUGCAUUUUCCCUGAAGACAAAUGUGAUGGCUACAACAACUGUGGGGACAACAGCGAUGAGAAUCCUCUCUUCUGCGAGGGUCGUACAUGCUCUCCGGACCAGUUCCGCUGCGAUGAAGGGAAGUGUAUCCAUAUCUCUUUUGUAUGCGACUCCAUCACAGACUGCAAAGAUGGGACAGAUGAGCCUCCCUCCUGUGAGGAUGAAAUCAGAACAUGCAGCUCCAGCCAGUUCACAUGUACCAAUGGAAACUGCAUCCCCCAGUCUAUGGUUUGUGAUGGAAACAAUGACUGCGGGGACAACAGUGACGAGGCAACUGAACUGCAGUGUGGUGAACGUAUCUGCAGUUCUGACCAGUUCACCUGUCCAACCUGGCUCCCCGGCCACCCGCGCUGUAUAUCGAUGCACUUGGUGUGUGAUGGCGAGAAAGACUGCGCCAACGCGGCUGACGAGCUCCACAACUGCCCCAAUCGCACCUGCCAUAUGAACGAGUUUGCCUGUUCCAACGGGCGUUGCAUCCUCUUCAACUUCCACUGUGACCGUGUGAAUGACUGCGGGGACGGCAGUGAUGAGGUGGGCUGUUCUUAUGGAACGUGCAGCAGCUACCAGUUCACCUGCGGUAACGGAGCCUGCAUCUCCGCUUCCAGUGUCUGCGAUGGGUUAAGCGACUGUUUGGAUGGCUCAGAUGAGGUAGACAGCUUGUGCUUUACCCCCCAGCCCACCUGUGCCCCCCAGCAGUAUAUGUGCAUGUCAGGCCAGUGCAUCGACACCAGUAAGGUGUGCAACGGGCAGAUGGACUGCCAGGACAGCAGCGACGAAAAAGGCUGCGGAACCAAUGAAUGCAACGACCCAUCAGUCCACAAGUGUGCCCAGCUCUGCACCGACACCCUCACUGGUUUCUACUGCUCCUGCCACCCUGGGUACAGACUCAUGCCAGAUGGCAAAGCCUGCGAGGACAUCAACGAGUGUUUGACCACACCCGCCGUCUGCAGCCAGAUCUGCGAGAACGCUGUCGGCUCAUACCACUGCAAAUGUGCCCCUGGGUACAUCCGUGAAGCCGAUGGACGCACCUGUCGCCAGAACAGUGGCAUUGCCUCAUACCUGUUGUACAGUAAUCUCUACUACAUUCGCAAUCUGACCACCGAUGGAUCACAGUUGAGUAUAGUCCUGCAGGGGCUGUCCAAAGUGGUGGCAUUAGAUUUUGACCACUCUGAGCAGAGGCUGUACUGGCUGGAUGCAGGGAAAGGCAAGAUUGAGAGGAUGCGUUUAGACGGGACUGAAAGGGAGACGCUGGCGGAUGAUGAUGUGUUAGGAGCUGAAGGCCUGGCCCUGGACUGGGUGGGCAGGAAGUUGUACUGGUCAGACUCUAAUCAUGGCUCACUUCAUGUGAUGGAGCUGGAUGGGCGCUUCAAGAAGAAGCUGCUGACAGGAGCAUUCACAAAUGGAAAUGACACUUAUAUUAUCAGCGAACCUCAGGCUGUGGCUGUGAACCCUAAAUAUGGAUGGCUGUACUGGACCGACUGGGGUGACACAGCAUAUAUCGGCAGAGCUGGCAUGGACGGAAGCAAUAUCAGUGCCAUCAUCACAACCAAGCUGCUGCAGCCUCAUGCUCUGACCAUAGACUACACCACCAACAAGAUCUUCUUUGCUGAUUCCCACCUUAACUUUCUGGACUUUGCAGACAUGGACGGCCAGAACCGCCACCGGGCCAUUGUUGGUACACUUCCCCAUGUCUUUGCUGUUUCCCUGUUUGAGGACUUUGUUUACUGGACAGACUGGAACACUCACACAGUGGAGAAAGCUCACAAGUACACUGGCGAACAGCGAACAAUCAUGGGCAACAACACACACCGGCCCUAUGACAUUCACGUCUACCACCCCUACAGGCAGCCUCAAAGUGAAAACCCCUGCUCCUCCCAUCACCUGACCUGCAGUCAUUUGUGUCUGAUCGCGGCUGGUGGGGAGCAGGCUUUCUGCGAAUGUCCAGAUCACUUCAUCGCCCUCAGUGUGGGCUUCACUAUCCAGUGUGUCGCCGAAUGCUCCAGCACCCAGUUCCGCUGUGGGGACAAUGAGAAGUGUAUUCCUAUAUGGUAUAAGUGUGACGGCCAGUCAGAUUGCGGUGAUGGCUCAGAUGAACCUCAGACCUGCCCCCCCCGUUUUUGCCCCAUUGGCCAGUUCCAGUGUCAGGACGGCAACUGUAGCUACUCCGGCUUCAUCUGCGAUGGCAGCCCAGACUGCCCUGACAGUUCAGACGAGGAUGCAGCUCUCUGCAGUGACCACCGAUGCCAGGAAAACCAGUUCCAGUGUGCAAACAAGAAGUGCAUCCCUGUGUCCGCGCAAUGCGACGGAAUACCUGACUGUUCAGAUGGUGGCGAUGAGGACGCAGAGAUGUGUUCCCAGAAGACGUGCCAUCCAGGACAGUUCCAGUGUGCCAACGGACGCUGUGUGCCAUUGAGCUACGUUUGUGACGCCCAAGACGACUGUGGGGAUCAAUCUGAUGAGCCAUAUAAUACCUGCAUGGGUCCAGACUACAAGUGUGACGAGCACACCGAAUUCUCCUGCAAGACAAACUACCGCUGCAUCCCUCUGUUUGACGUCUGUGAUGGCGAAAACGACUGCCUUGACAACAGUGACGAGCAAGGCUGCGAGGAGGUGACCUGUGAUCCUAUGGGAGAUUUCAGAUGUGACAACCACCGCUGUGUCCCAAUCCGCUGGCAGUGUGAUGGCAUUGACAACUGUGGUGAUGGCUCGGACGAAAGGAACUGCCAGCCAAGGCCUUGCUCUGAAAGCGAGUUUCAGUGUGACAACGCACAGUGCGUCCCUGGAAACUGGGUGUGUAACUUUAUCGACGACUGCGGGGACAGCUCAGAUGAGCGGGACUGUGAGUUGCUGACCUGUCGUCCAGGUUUUUUCCAGUGUGACUCGGGUCACUGCAUCCCCGCUGCUCUGCAGUGUGAUGGCCGGCCUGAUUGUGAAGACCUGUCAGAUGAGACCAGCUGUCCAACUCGUUACCCAGGAGGCCGUUGGUGCCCUGAGCACCAGUUCCAGUGCGACAACCAUCUGUGUGUGAACCAGAUGUGGGUGUGUGAUGGCACUGAUGACUGUCUCGACCGCUCAGACGAGCAACUCAGCUUGUGCUUGACUGUCACCUGUGAGAUGCCGUCCAAGUUCCGCUGUGCAAAUGGCUACUGCAUCUACGCCGCCCUGCUGUGCAACCAGAACGACGAUUGUGGAGACGGCAGUGACGAGACGGAGGAACAUUGCCGGGAGCCCACACUGGCCCCCUGCACACUGGAAGAGUUCAAAUGCACCAACGGACACUGUGUGGCCCUGCCGUACGUAUGUGACCACAAUGACAACUGUGGCGACCGCACAGACGAAUUGGGCUGCAAUUUUGGCCACGAUCGGACCUGUGAAGAGAACCUGUGUCAGCACGAGUGCACCAACCUGGAAGGUACCGGCUUCAUCUGCUCCUGCAGACCCGGAUACAGAGUGGACCCCGACAACACCUACACUUGCCAGGACAUCAAUGAGUGUGAGGUGUACGGCACUUGUCCUCAGCUCUGUAAGAACACCAAGGGCAGCUACGACUGCGAGUGCGCUCCCGGCUACCGGAAAGUGGGCGACGGCAACAUGUGCGAGGCUGAAGGUGCGACUCCCCUGCUGCUUCUACCAGAGAACAUCCGUAUCCGGAAAUUCAAUCUGCAGACAGAGGCCUACCACGACUUCCUAGAAGAAGAGGAGCACAUCAUGGCUCUGGACUACGACUGGGACCACAACAACACCAAAUUCAGUAUGGUGUACUUUACUGUAGCCUCUCAGGACUCUGUAGCAGGUGCCAUUAAGAGAGCAUACAUACCUUCAGUGGAUGAUGGUAGUAACAACAUCGGUGCUGCUGUCGACCUCAACAUCAAGUACAUCACCACACCAGACGGCAUCGCUGUGGACUGGGUGGGCAGGAACCUUUACUGGGCAGAGUCCAGGGUGAGGAGGUUAGAGGUGGCCAAGUUGGACGGACGCUACAGGAAGCACAUAGUCAACGUUGAGCUGGACCAUCCGUCUGCUGUGGCUGUCAACCCACGACUGGGGAUGUUGUACUGGGCGGAUCGUGGAGACACAGCCAAAAUCGAGUGCUCUUGGAUGGACGGCCAGGAGAGGAAAGUCCUAGUGGGUGAUGGCCUGGGUUGGCCCACUGGCCUGUCAAUCGACUUCACCAACGGUGACAGAAUCUACUGGUCUGACUCCAAGGAAAGCCGCAUAGAGUCUGUUUUGCCUUCGGGAGACGACCGUAAAACUGCUGUCUACAUAGAUGUGAGAAACCCCUUCAGCGUGAGCGUGUUCGAGGACGACGUGUACUGGAGCACUCAGGACAAAGGCGAGGUGUUCCGGCAGAACAAGUUCGGCCUCGGAGUCAAGACCAAGCUGUUGACUGCCGGGCCCUGGCUGACCCAGGUCUCUGUGUUCCAGCAGCAGAGAUACAACUCCAUAGCCAUGACAAAUCCCUGCAAGGGAACCUGCAGCCACCUGUGUUUGCUCCGACCGGGCGGCUACACCUGCGCCUGCCCCGAGGGCUCCGACUUCAUCCCAGGCAGCCACACUGAAUGUGAUGCUGUUGGAAUAGCAAUUGGGGUGACGGUGGCGAUUGUGCUUCUGCUAGUUGCUCUGGUCUUCAUUGCCAGGAAGAAGUCCAACCUAGUGGAGAGGCUACGGAAUAACUUGCCCAGCAUGCCCAGCAUGCCCAGCAUGCCAUCCAUGUCCAACCUGCCAAGCUUCAGAAACGGUUCAACUCCAAAUGCAUCAGAUGGAAAUGGAUGCCAGGUGCCAUGCAUGACUGUGUCCAUGGUGGACACGGACGGGAAGAGUUUUGAGAACCCGGCAUAUGAAACUGGACAACGGCCUGCUGCCGCACACAUGGUGACAGCCACAUCUGCCCCUGCUGGAACAAACAAGGGGGCUUUCGAGAACCCAGCAUUCGGGUCAGACGUAGAAGAUGCUGACUUCACUCCUGCACAACCAGCUGCUUCGAGCACGCAGGUAGCCAUGAAGACACAUGCCAAGAUGUUGCACACUGUUUACAGCUCCAUGUCUGAAAACAGCGAUUACAUGCUGUGA